Baudoinia panamericana UAMH 10762 is the source of this 2245-nucleotide messenger RNA. RefSeq lists its product as uncharacterized. Gene Ontology annotation, molecular function: monoatomic ion channel activity. Lineage: Eukaryota; Fungi; Ascomycota; Dothideomycetes; Mycosphaerellales; Teratosphaeriaceae. The record is from RefSeq and is a predicted model, not a curated record. Gene Ontology annotation, biological process: monoatomic ion transport; transmembrane transport. The transcript is spliced from 3 exons. Bases 121 to 2013 code for a protein of 630 amino acids. Gene Ontology annotation, cellular component: membrane.
AUCACUCCACAAUGCCUACCUAGAGAGCUUGUCUCUACAUCCCCACCCUCCCCGCCCACACCACACCACACCACACCACCUCCACCCGACAACCCCACCCGCCUCUAUACUGUCACCAACAUGUCCUCCUGGAUGAAAUGGCUGCACGGCCGCACACGUGACCGCCACGGCCUGCACGACGAACUCGCCGCCCUCCUCCCCACCACCCGCGACACCGCCGCCAUCCCCUCCGCCAUCCCCGCCAAACAAGUCACCCUCAUCGCCCUCCGCCUCAAAUACCAGAUCGAGCAAGUCAUCCCCUGCGAACUGCCCCUCGACCGCAUCACCCAACCCCACAGCAACGUCAUCACCGACGCCGUCGUCGCCACCGCCAAGUCGGCCGGGAAGGUGUCGGGCAGUACCGAAGACGAUCAUUCCGCCUGCGUCGUCUACUCCCUCCUCAUCGCCAAAAACUGGUUCCACCAACAAUCCCAACUCGAGCUCUGGGACGCCGACCUGCACGCCCUCCGCGCCACCGCGUGCGAAGUGAUUGCUAAAAGCCUCAUCGAAAACGAAGAAAACUACACCUAUUUACUCCAAGACGUCCUGCUCAAACGGUACAGCAUCGUAGUCGACGGCCAGGACACCAAACCUGCCAAUGCUAUAGAAAAGGCCGUCGAUUUGCAUGCUGUGAGGGUGAUUGCGAGUAGCGGGUAUCAGAAGUGUAUCGCGCAUUUGUGGCGCGGCUGGUUGACGCAGGAUGAGGAUGAUCCGUCGCGGUUUGUGGAUUACAAGCAGAAGACCAAUACGAGUUAUUGGGCGCAUUUCGAUCCGGAUCGCAUGAGGGUGCCGCAGUAUCAGAAUGCCGUGCAAAUCUUCAUCUCCCUGGUGUAUCUCGCCCUGUACACCGGAGCGAUUAACACCAUCAACCCUACGGGAGAUCUGGACGUGAUCGAGGGACUGCUCUACGUCUUCACCCUCGGCUUCAUGCUGGACGAGGCCGGGAAAUUCUACAAGGUCGGCCGCUACUACCUCUCCUUCUGGAACAUCUUCAACUCCACCCUCUACAUCCUCCUCACCAUCUCCUUCGUCACCCGCAUGAUCGCCUUACUCGGCCACCCUUACGAUUCCGAGCCGAGACAUCGCAUGAACGAGCUUAGCUACGACUUCCUCGCCUUCUCCAGCCCCAUGUUCUGGAUGCGUCUACUACUGUAUCUGGACGGCUUCCGCUUCUUCGGCGCCAUGCUCGUUGUGUUGAAGGUCAUGAUGAAGGAAUCCAUCAUCUUUUUCGCUUUACUCUUCGUCGUGCUGGUAGGCUUCUUGCAAGGGUUUGUCGGGUUGGAUCAAGCGGAAGAUAACGCCAUUACGGCGUCCGGGUUCAUCGUCAAGCAGAUGCUGAACGCCAUAAUGGGAUCUCCGGACUUCGACGGCUGGUCUCGCUUCGCCCCGCCCUUCGGGUUGAUACUCUACUAUAUCUACAACUUCAUCAUCAUAGUGAUUUUGCUCAACGUCCUCAUCGCCCUUUACAACUCCGCCUACGAAGACGUCACCACCAACGCCAUCGACGAGUUCUUGGCGCUGUACAGUCAGAAGACUAUGCAAUUCGUCCGCGCGCCGGAUGAAAACGUCUUUAUCGCCCCCUUUAAUCUGAUCGAAAUCUUCUGCCUCAGCCUCCCCCUCGAAUGGUGGAUGUCCCGCUCCCGCUACAAAUACGUCAACGACGUCAUCAUGGGCAUCAUCUACUCCCCGCUCCUGCUUGUGACGGCUUGGCUCGAGCAGAGGACCGCGCGCAGGGUGAAGUGGAAUCGCACGCGCCAUGAGGCGGACGACGAUACGGUCGAGGAGUGGGAGCAGUUGGCCGACGAGCUGGAUGUGGAGGGGAGUGGGUGGGGGAAGAGGGUGGAGGAGAGUAGGCCCAAUGUUGUGGUUGAGGGGACCGUGGUGGAGGUGCAGAAGUUGAGGGAGGAAAUCGGAGAGCUCAAAGUGCUGUUGAAGGAGGCAUUGGGGAAAGGGCUGACGAAUGGCAAGGCGUGAGCCUGGGUUGUGAGGUACUAUGGGAAGCGAGCGAGGCGUUGGUGGCGGAUGGAAUGGAAAACUCCUUCUGCAGCUUCGAACAAACUGGCAUCGAGCUCGACAUCGACGUUAAGUGACUUGGCCUGGCAUGCUUACAAUGAUGUCACAGGGUCUACAACUUCCCAUCCACAACACGCCAUUCAAACGCAUACACAAGCGCCAUCAGAGUUACUGUCAUCAAAUGCUCCGCCGA